This is a messenger RNA of Drosophila ananassae, 1092 nucleotides long. RefSeq names its product cuticle protein 7 (gene Cpr30B). NCBI's taxonomy places the organism in Eukaryota, Metazoa, Arthropoda, Insecta, Diptera, Drosophilidae. Gene Ontology annotation, cellular component: extracellular matrix. The record is from RefSeq and is a predicted model, not a curated record. Bases 429 to 890 code for a protein of 153 amino acids. The transcript is spliced from 2 exons.
UAACAAUAAUUAUAAAUCAAGUCCAGUUCCUGAUGCACUUUAAAAACCCCUUUUGAUUAUCUAUUUUCUUGCUGUGUAGUGGCACAUUGCCGAGAUCUAUCCAUGCCGCACUUUGCAUACAUAUUUCGUGUUUAAUUAUAAUUUUUUUUAGUUUUUAAUUCGGGGCUCUGUUAAUGAGCGCGCUCCACUUGGGCCGCCGGCGAUCUUGUUUGGGAGGCGCGUGCCGCACCACGACUCCGAGACACCGAGACACCGCGACACCGCACUUUGGGUGGAUUGCCACAUCCCAGUCAGAUUGAAUCCGCGAUCUGGUGUCUGGUAAUAAGUGGAGUGCUUGUAUAUAAGCAGCCUAGGACUACCCAGAUUAAUUACUUCGAUUCCGAUCUCUGUCGAGUGCAAAUCAGUUCUUAGAAGCGUCCAAAGGAGACAUGGUGGGAAAAAUGAGCUACUUGGUGUGCCUGUUCCUGGUCGGAGCUGCUUGGGCCAUUGAACUGCAACCGGAGCCGGACUACGGACCAGUGGCCUACGAGUUCCAGUGGGCGGUCAACGACCCCCACACCGGCGACAUCAAGAGCCAGAAGGAGACCCGCAAGGACGACAAGGUCGAGGGCGUCUACGAGCUGAUCGAUUCCGAUGGCUACCGGCGCAUUGUCCAGUACAAGGCCGACGACCACAACGGAUUUGAGGCAAUCGUUCAGCGAGAGCCCACGGACAUUAAGAUUCCCCUGCCGGAGCCACCCAAGAAGGUGCUGGCCGCCAAGAUUCUGACUCCGAUAGUGCCCGUGGCUCCGCUCGUCCACUACGCUGCUCCCAAGGCCAUUAUCAAACAGGAGCUCUCCACGGGCAACUAUGUCUCGGUUUCUGGACCCACAGCCUCGUACAAGUACUAAGCUCGAGUAAACACAUCCAACACACAGCACACAUGAUGUCAGCCAUGCUAUCCCCGCUUUAAUAAGGAUUCAUUCAUUGCCAUAUAUCAUUAUUAAAUUAUAAUCUUUCCAUUGAUUGUAUAUACAGCAUAGAUAAGCAUAUUUAAUUAUAAAGAUGCAUCACAUUCAAUAUGUUCGAUAGAAGAGCACAAAAAAUGAUUCA